AUCAAAAAUUCGAAAAUCGUCUUGUGGAACUAAUGUCAGAUGGGUGUCUAGUAGUCCAUACUCAUAAUGAUAUACGAAGGAUAUUUGAUAAAGUGGAAUUUGAAAAUAUUCUAGUGAGAGAAAUGGAUCUACUUGUCUUUCUCCCUUUUAAUCGAAGUUUAGAGUGCUGAUUUCAUGCGCUUGAGUGAAGUGAGAGAUUUUUUGAGUCUUGCAUGAUAUCGUUUAAUAAAUUAGAAGUAAUAGCCAAAUGAGCAGAGAAAAACGACAAGGCUAAAAGAUCAUAGAGACUGAUUUCGUAGACUUUUUAUUUAUCUUUAACUAGUGCUACUAUAUAUUGUUUCAUUAUUUCUUAGACCGUUUCCUGAUAAAAUAAAAUCGAAUAGAAGAAAAUGGGUGUUCGAUAUCGUUAUAGACGUCAAGAGGCAGAUGAUAAUAAAUCCGAUGCUGAUUCAAAUGGUGCGUAUUAUGAUGAUGAGUCUACAGCCGUAUCCGAUUCAACGCCACUUUCCACAACAUUCUCAUUAUCAACAGAAAAUUCCUUUGAUAAAGCAAAACAGCAUGCGGAAGAAGCAUUGAAAUUAGCAAAAAAAUUACCAAGUAUGUACGGUUACUGA
Molecule: messenger RNA, 614 nt
Organism: Didymodactylos carnosus
Lineage: Eukaryota; Metazoa; Rotifera; Eurotatoria; Philodinida; Philodinidae
Source: the annotation of a GenBank genome assembly